Molecule: messenger RNA, 2289 nt
Organism: Lodderomyces elongisporus
Lineage: Eukaryota; Fungi; Ascomycota; Pichiomycetes; Serinales; Debaryomycetaceae
Gene: GEF1
Exons: 1
Coding region: 1-2289 (762 amino acids)
Biological process (GO): chloride transport; transmembrane transport; intracellular iron ion homeostasis
Cellular component (GO): early endosome; Golgi apparatus; fungal-type vacuole
Molecular function (GO): voltage-gated chloride channel activity
Source: RefSeq, a predicted model, not a curated record
AUGUCCACGUUAGACAGACUUGAACAUUUUGAUGACCCGUUGGCUCGGUACUCGCCAUCUCUUCGAAAUACAGAGACAGGACUCUGGACAAAACAAGAACAAAUCAGGGAAGUGCAACGAUUCAAUGAUUUUCGAACCAUUGAUUGGGUCGAAGAUGAACUCGACGAGCAGAAACAGCGACUAUUGAAAGUGAGGCACAUUUCGAGCAGGGGAAACAACUUUAGAGACAAGAUGCUAUCGCAAACUUUCAAUUGGGUUGUAUUAGCAAGUAUGGGUAUAGUCAUUGGACUUAUUGCGGGUACCUUGAAUAUCGUGACAUCAUUUCUUGCAAGUAUUCGAAUGGGCCAUUGUAAAGGAGCUUUUUAUUUAAAUGAAUCAUUCUGCUGUUGGGGUGAAAGUUCUACUGAGCACUGCUCAAAAUGGCAGACGUGGUCGCUGUUUAGUGGCCUUAAUUAUAUAAUGUAUGUUUUGCUUUCCAUCACGAUGUCAUUCAUCGCAGCCAAGCUUGUCAAGUUUUUUGCACCAUUGGCUGCCGGCUCUGGAAUUUCGGAAAUCAAGUGUAUUAUUUCCGGGUUUGUGAUGGACGGGUUUUUAGGCUGGUGGACUCUUUUCAUCAAGAGCAUUGGUUUACCACUUGCAAUUGGUUCAGGUUUGAGUUUGGGUAAGGAAGGGCCUAGUGUUCAUUACGCAGUGUGCGUUGGGAACUCGCUAGCGAAAUUGGUCAACAAGUAUAAGAAAUCGGCGUCAAAGGGAAGAGAGUUCCUCACUGCAACCGCAGCGGCAGGCGUUGCAGUUGCAUUUGGUUCCCCAAUGGGCGGUGUUUUGUUUGCAAUUGAAGAAAUGUCCUCUGUUUUCCAGCUAUCAACAUUGUGGAAGUCUUAUUUCUGUUCAUUGGUUGCAGUGACAACCUUAGCAGCAAUGAACCCAUUUCGCACCGGCCAGUUAGUCUUGUUCGAGGUGACAUACGAUACAAACUGGCACUACUUUGAAAUUCCAGUUUACGUACUUCUCGGUGUAUUUGGAGGUGUUUACGGGAUAGUGGUCUCGAAACUCAAUAUCCGUGUUGUUGCAUUUCGCAAAAAGUAUCUUGGUAAUUGGGCAAUCAGAGAAGUGUUUGUGCUCACAUUACUCACGUCGAGCUUUUCGUAUUUCAACCAAUUUCUUCGACUCGAUAUGACGGAGUGUAUGCAAAUAUUAUUCCAUGAAUGUGAUGCUAAUUUCAACAAUCCCAUAUGCGAUCCUGACCAAAAGAAAGUCGGAAUGUUUGUGUCUUUGAUGUUCGCCACAGUUGCAAGAAUGGGACUCACUAUUAUUACAUACGGAUGCAAGGUGCCUGCAGGGAUAUUUGUUCCUUCCAUGGCAGCUGGUGCAAUGUUUGGCAGGGCCAUCGGAAUCCUAGUUGAUUACAUCUAUAAACUGCACCCCGAAUCAUUUCUCUUUUCGGCGUGUAGUGAAAACGAGAGAUGCAUUAUUCCAGGAACAUAUGCAUUCUUGGGUGCUGCAGCAGGACUUUGCGGUAUCACUGACUUGACGGUUACAGUGGUGAUCAUCAUGUUUGAGUUAACAGGCGCUGUGCGAUACAUCAUUCCUACAAUGAUUGUUGUUGCUAUAACAAAGAGUAUAAAUGAUAAGUGGGGUAAAGGAGGCAUCGCGGACCAAAUGAUUUUGUUUAAUGGCUUACCCUUGAUUGAUUCUAAAGAGGAUUACACAUUUGGCACUACUGUGGAAUCAGCCAUGUCUCCUGUGGUGACUGCAUUUUCCACUGACGCAGACGAUGCUUUGACUAUUGGGCAGUUGAAAAAAACAUUGCGCAAAACAAGCUAUAGAGGUUUUCCCGUGAUAUAUUCUGGAAGUAAUCCCAAAAUCUAUGGCUAUGUGUCAAGAUAUGAGCUUGAGCAUAUCUUGCUGCGACACGUCAAUGUUAACGACUACGCAAUUUGCAAUUUUAACAAAGAAAAAGAUGGGUCAACAGAUAAGGUGGCAUUCAGCUCAGUUGUCAAUAGAUCACCAUUAACAGUGAGCAUCAAUGCUAGCUUAGAGUCUGUGCUCGAUAUGUUUGUCAAGCUAGGUCCCAGGUACAUUUUGGUAGAGCUGGAGAGUACACUUGUGGGGAUCAUCACUAGAAAGGAUGUUUUGCGAUAUGAGUAUUCGAGGCACCCACAAGAUGCGAAGGAGUCGGAUAAUAAUGCGCAAGAUGAAAAAAUUUGGCAAUUUAUGAAUUUACUAGCGUUGUCAGCGAGAAAGAAUUUGGGUAAAAUUUUACACAACGAUUCAAAUAGAUAUGUAUAA